Molecule: messenger RNA, 3853 nt
Organism: Macrosteles quadrilineatus (aster leafhopper)
Lineage: Eukaryota; Metazoa; Arthropoda; Insecta; Hemiptera; Cicadellidae
Gene: Nup44A
Product: nucleoporin SEH1
Exons: 7
Coding region: 248-1333 (361 amino acids)
Biological process (GO): positive regulation of TORC1 signaling; cellular response to amino acid starvation
Cellular component (GO): Seh1-associated complex; nuclear pore outer ring
Molecular function (GO): structural molecule activity; protein binding
Source: RefSeq, a predicted model, not a curated record
AAACCAAUUAAUAGUCAAAGUGGUUGUUCUUAAAUUACCUACUUAGUUAGUUGAGUUUUUACUACUUUUUUAUUCAUCAUAAUUUAUUUAUCUACAGGUUUUAAGUUGGAUUAACACAAUUUUAUUUUAUUAGUAUUAAGUUAGCCUAUAGCUUAUUUAUAAACUGAAUUGUUCAUUCUCAUUGUCGGUUGGAUCAAGGCGUGGAUUUUGGAUUACCUAGGCCUAUUUUUAAGUUUUACAUUGCAUUAUGAUUUUUGAAGCCCAUAGUAUUAAUGCCGAACACAAGGACCUAAUACAUGAUGUUGCUUAUGAUUUCUAUGGCCAAAGAAUGGCUACGUGUUCUAGUGACCAAUUUGUAAAGGUUUGGGACAAAGACGAGCAUGACAACUGGGUGUUAACUGCCACAUGGAAGGCUCACAGCGGGUCAGUUUGGAAAGUCACCUGGGCUCAUCCAGAAUUCGGCCAAGUUCUUGCCACUUGCAGUUUUGAUAGGACUGGCGCUAUAUGGGAGGAAAUCGUUGGUGAAGGCACCACCCCGGGGGAGCGAGGACUUCGUCACUGGGUGCGCAGAACUAAUCUAGUGGACUCACGCACGUCAGUGACAGACGUCAAGUUCGGGCCUAAGUCGCUGGGACUCGUGCUGGCGACAUGUUCGGUUGACGGGGUCAUUCGCAUCUACGAGGCACCGGAUGUGAUGAACCUCAGUCAGUGGACUCUCCAGCAUGAGGUCUCCUGCAAACUACCUGCCAGUUGUCUCACGUGGAGUCCGUCCUUCUCCAGACGUCAUCCACCCAUGAUAGCCGUCGGAAGUGACGAUAGCAAUCCAAACACCGGUAGUAAAGUGCUGCUCUUUGAAUACAGUGAGAACUCACGUCGCUGGACUAAGACAGACUCUGUGGCCAGUGUGUGUGAUGCUGUUCACGACAUCACCUUUGCUCCCAAUCUGGGCCGCAGCUACCAUCUGCUGGCCGUCGCCACCAAGGACGUCCGGAUACUCAUGCUGAAACCUCGCCAGGAUGGACCAGGCAAUGGGCCUAGGUUUGAGAUUCAAGUAGCUGCCCAGUUUGAGGACCACUAUUGCACAGUAUGGAGAGUGUGUUGGAACAUAACUGGCACUAUACUGGCGUCUUCAGGCGACGAUGGUUGUGUCAGAUUGUGGAAAUGUAAUCAUAUGAACAGCUGGAAGUGUGUUAGUGUAUUGAAAGGCGACGGGACGCAAGCACAGAACGCUGAGUCAACUGCGACCUCCACGGUUGUUCCUCACUCCUCGUCUAACGCAAGGUAUUUCAAACUCGGCACUAUCAGUCACCCAAACCAGGUGCCGUGGCACUAAACUCACACUGUCACUUAUUUUUACUAUAUAUUUUAUUGGCAUUUAGAAUCACAUAAAAAAUACAUUUUGUAAACACAGGAAGUCUUUCCUUCGAGGUAGUACCAUUGGCUAUGGAUGAAAUUUGAUAGAUAUUUAAUUCCUAUGGUUGUAGCUAGUUUUAGGAAAGAAAUUAACACAGUAGAAUUGAGUCACCGACAGAGGAGAAAAGAAUUUAUUUAAAAAAAUUAAUUCAUCUGCCUUAAAAAAUAAGGCUGCCAAUGACACAGAAAAAAUUGUACACAUAAGAUAUUGAAGGAUUAUGCAGCUAUAAGACUGAUUAAUUUUGUUGUUUGCCAUAUAGAUGAUUUCUCAUUAUGGUCAAUGAACCUCUUAAUGUUUCAUGAAUAAUAAUUUUCAAAAAGGAUCUGUCCAAAUCAUAUUUGUUUCCAAAAGUUCACAAAAAUUUUUGAUAAUGUUCCUCUAGAACCAAUAAACAAUCCAAUCACCUCAAUUUUCAAAAUUUUAAAAUUUUGCUUGAAAUAUUCAAAGGUAGAAUCAUAAAUUUUUUAUUUUCUUCAUUUACUUCGUUAGGUUGGCUGUACUGAUGUUUAUUGUACUGACUAGUGUCAAAUAUGCCAAAUUUUGUAGUUAACAAAGCCUAACUGAAAGAACAACUUAUUAUUGUAAGCUAUAUCAUCAUCAUGUUCAAUGAACUAUCUCAGUAGCAACAAAAAAAAAAACAUUGGAAAUUAAAUUUUUUGUUUUAUCACACUCUUUAAGUAGCUCACUCAACUAUGUUUCUUUAAAAAAAAAAACAGGCUACAGCUGAUUGAUUGAUAAUGGAUGGGAAAACGUACCUCAAAGCAUUGACCAUGAAGUUGUAUUAAUAGUCAAAGCCUAAAGUCAAUAGUAUUUUAUGGAUACAAUACUCUUCAUUUCCAUCUAUGAGUCAUAUAAGUUCAUAUUCCCUAUGAUUUCACUUAUGUAAAAAAUAUUAGUUUUAGUUUAGAGCCAUCGACAUGCUUUUAAUUUAAUGUCAUUAAUCUUUAAAGUUAUUUUGUUUAAAUUGUUAAUAGCUCUUACCAUACCUAUGUAAACGUUAUUUACCAUUCAAAUGUGCAUUUACCAUUUUUACUUUCAACCUAUCACAAUUAAAAAUAAAAAAGUCAAUUGUUUUAAUCAUUUUUAAGUUGUGGACUUGUGUGCAAUUUAAAAUUAUAACUGUGACACAUUUUGAUUAAUAGGUAACUUUAAUUAAAAUUGUACAGCUUUGUUGAUGAAAUUUUAAAGUGAUAGUUAUAAAUAUUUUAUUUAGUAUAUCCUGAUAAAUCUACUAUUUUAUUUCAUAGGAACUUUUUUUACUGUUUUGGAUUGUCAUGCUCGUAAAUUAACUCACAAUACUUUAUUUCUUGAAACUUUUAAUUUUAUCUUGAAAGGCUAAUUUUAUAUAGUUAUGGCUUUUUAUUAAUCGUAGAUGUUUAUUGUAGGAUUUAAAUAAUACCUAAUCAUUGAUGUUAAUAUAUUAUUAUCAAAAUUAAUAAUUAAUUUUCAAUACUAUGUAUUUGCAUGGUUUUAUUUAGAAAUAUUAUGUAAACACUUUGUUAACGUCUUAGGUUAUAUUUAAAACAUGAUUACCAUAACUGGCUGUCUUGUUUUGUGAUUUGUCUGGACAAAUUACCUAUAGAAUUUUAACUCUUGAUUAAGAUUUAACCCUUCAGUAGUAAUGAGAUAGGCUACUAUAAAAUUUUUAGUAACAUUUUUUAGGUAGGCUAAAGAUUUUUAUCUAUUCUAAACUAUGAUCUGAAGUGAUAUAAAAUUCUUUAAUUGUUUUUAUGGAUACAGGUUAGAACAAUAUUGUGGAAAACUUUGGAUUUUAAUUUGUCAAUCGAGAGCUUUGUAGAUACUUGUAUACCUCGAAACAAGACUUUUUGUUUCCUUAUUUACCAUUUAACCUAGUCAUGAAAGUAUUCAUAAACUGGAUGAAGUUUGGUUGGUAUUUUAUGUGUCAGGAAAGUGUAAGGCAUCAAACUUAACCCUUUGAGCUCCAGAAUAGUAACCAACUAUCUAUAUUAGUAAAACUCAACAAAAACUUCAGCAUAUCCGCUGUGUUGUAAGCCAGGAUUGCUAGAAGAGGUAAAGAACAAUUCUUUGUGGGUCGGACCUCAAAUCAAACUGUUGCUACAGUCAUAAGACGGGACAUGAUUAGUAGCCAUAGAUUAAUCACUGAUUCAUGGAGUAACUGAUUAAGGGUAUCAUGGAGUUCAAAGGGUUAACGUAAUUAUUUAUUAUAGUAAAAUGUUCACCAUUUUGUCCAAACCUUAUAAUUUUACAAUGCAAGUUUACUAACAGUUUUGUACUAUUCAGAAUCACUGCCAUUCACAAACAUUUUCUAUGAGUUUAUAAAUAGUACGAUAGUGUGUAUUACAAUUUGAUAGAAUAUUUGACUUAUAUUUGUAUUAUGUUUAAAUUUCAAUACAGUAGAUUGACUUAGUGUUUUAAUUUGAGUAUGUUAAUUAAUUAAUAAAUGAUUUUUUUCUCAUC